AUGCAUUGGCCGCCCCUGUCACAACUCGUAAUCCCCAUCCUCAUCCAAUGUACCAGCGCCAGCCAGAGCGCAAACAGUAGCCCCCAGCCUCUGCCAAAUGGCGAUGACUCCGUCUGUGACUGCUUCCUCACCAAUGGCACACAGCCCGGCUACUUCUCCAACCACAUGUUCUUCGACUUCCGGAACCUGACCAAAGACGCCGGGAUCCCGCCGAUUGUGACCAAUGUCACCAACGCAACCUAUGUCCCGCCAACGAGCGAGUACUUUUCCAGUGACGAGUGGACGAGCGUCUGGCAGCUCCAGGGAUGGAGCAAUAGCGAGGGCAAGGGAAAGGGCCUGUCCGGGGCGGCGACGGUCCUGAUGGCCUACUCCCCAGCCAACGUGUACAUCCAGAAGAACGGCGACGACGAUGCGGACUCGCAGACGUUCCUGGCGCUGAGGACCCAGCGGGAGCCAAAGUUUCAGUCGGCGGCGGCCUUCCAGACCAAGACGUCGGACUACCAGUUCGUGUCUCUGCGCAUGCUCGCCCGAACAGUCGGCAGCCCGGGAGCCGUGACGGCAAUGUUCACGUAUCGCGAUGCCACCGCCUCGUCGAGCCUGCAGGAGUCGGACUUUGAAGUCUUGACGCGCGGUCCCCGGGAAAGGGUCCAGCUCACGAACCAGCCCUCCUUCGACAGCGACGGCAAGGUGAACCCGGAGGCCACCACCAACGCCACGCUGCCGGGCGACAUGAUCUGGAGCCAAUGGGCCGUCUACCGGCUCGACUGGACGGCUGAUAGCAGCGUCUGGUAUGUAAACGGCCAGCAGCUGGCCAAUAUCACCUUCCAGGUGCCCCAGGACGGCGCCGGCAUCAAUUUCAACGCCUGGUCUGACGGAGGGACUUGGAGCGGAAACAUGAGCGUGUAUGACCAAGCGAACCUGCAGAUCCAGUGGAUCGAGAUGAUUUACAACACCUCUUCUGCCUCCCAGCGGAAGCGGGAGCGGGAUCCUACACACGGCCUCCUCUGGAGCCGCGACGCCGGGCCCCAUGGCGAACUGCCCCGGCGGCGCGACUUGUCUCUCCGCAGCAGCAGCAGCAGCAGUGACGAGAGCGGCUGCAAGGUCGUUUGCAGCAUCGACAACGUUACGGAAGCGGGAGUUGCUACCAUGCUGUGGAAUACCAGUAGCACAGCCACGCGGAUGGCCGGUGCUGACGCCGUGAGAGACAUUGCAUGGGCGUGGGCCCUCCUUGUUGGGAGUCUUGUAUGGCUUAUGGUCACUUGA
Trichoderma citrinoviride is the source of this 1263-nucleotide messenger RNA. RefSeq names its product glycoside hydrolase family 16 protein. The record is from RefSeq and is a predicted model, not a curated record. The coding region runs from base 1 to 1263 and encodes 420 amino acids. Gene Ontology annotation, biological process: carbohydrate metabolic process. The transcript has a single exon. Gene Ontology annotation, molecular function: hydrolase activity, hydrolyzing O-glycosyl compounds. Lineage: Eukaryota; Fungi; Ascomycota; Sordariomycetes; Hypocreales; Hypocreaceae.